AUAAAUUACAAGAAACACAUGCAUAGGAAUGAUGCUUCUUCAGAGCACUGUGCAGUCUGACCUGUUCUUACCACAUUCAGUCAUACAUUUUUGUGGCCUUUGGACUAUAGAGGAAACAUAUGAAAGCCAUAUGAAAGUAACGUGAAAGUAUAAUACAAAUUUGUUUAUUCACUGGCCAACUUUUGCAGUUUUGUUUUGAACUGAUUGCCUGUAACUCUUCAGUUUCACCAUUUCACUUGUAAAAAAACAAACAAAAAACUUUCCAAUUCCCUGAAACCAGUGCGCUUCCUUUCAAACCAGUUUCUUUUUUUUCUUUUUUUUCCUGAACAUGUCUACAGUAAACAGAACGCGGAAACUAUUUCGGCUAUUAAGCUGAAAGAACCUGCAGUGUUAGUUAUUGUUGAGCUGUUGUUUGAGUUGUUUGGUCUGUUAUCAUAAAAUGGCAGAACGCAGUAUUUCAGUGGAACAGGACCAGUUCUCCUGUUCAGUGUGUCUAGAUCUACUGAAGAAUCCAGUGACCAUUCCCUGUGGACACAGUUACUGUAUGAGUUGCAUUACACGCUGCUGGAAUCAGGAGGAUCAGAAGGGAAUUUACAGCUGCCCUCAGUGCAGACAGACCUUCAGUCCAAGACCUGCCAUAUGUAAGAACGUGGUGUUUGCUGAAAUGGUGGAGAAACUGAAGAAGACUAAACUAGAAACUGCUGUUCCUGCUGGUGCCUCCUUUGACCGUCAUGAAGAAUUUCGUUCAAGUAAACCAAACAAAGUGAUCAAUGCCACUGGACGAGUGCAGCAGAUGAUCUGUCCUCAACAUCAUAAACAACUGGAAAUCUACUGCCGGACUGACCAGAACUAUAUUUGUUACUUGUGUGCGGUGCAUAAACACAAACACCACAACACUGUAACAGCUAUAGAUGAGAGGACAGAGAAACAGAAACAUCUGGAACAAACACAAAGAGACUUCCAUCAGAGAAUCCAGCUGAGAGAGAAAAAUCUUCAGGAGCUGAGAGAGGUUGUGAAGACUCAUAAGCGCUCUGCACAGGAAGCAGUGCGAGACACUGAGAGGAACUUUACUGAACUGAUGCGCUCCAUUGAGAGAAGCCGAUCUGAAAUCACACGGCUGAUCAGAGAUCAGGAAAAUGCUGCAGUGAGUCGAGCUGAAAUAAUCAUGAAGCAACUGGAGCAGGAGAUUGAUGAUCUGAAGAGGAGAGACACUGAACUGGAGCAGCUUUUACAAACAGAUGAUCACAUCCAUUUUCUUCUGAGUGUUGAGUCUUGCUCCGUUCCUCCACAAACUACUGAUGUUCCCAGAAUCACAGCCAAUUCUCACCUCUUAUAUGAAGAUGUGGGAAAAUCUGUCCUUCUGCUAAAAAAGAAUCUUGAGAGUUUCUGCAAAGACGUGAUUGUCCAGAUAUCUUGCACAGUGCCAGACAUUGAGAUCAUUUGCACUUCUGUGGAGAGAAUACAGCCACCACAGCAACAGUCCUGGGGCACAAUACCAGGGUCAUCAACUCAUCGUCCCCAAAAUGCAUGGUCACGAAGCAGAUCCUUGUCGGAUACAAAGUACUGGCAUUUCGCAGAAUAAAAGUCACAACCCAGACCCUCCACAUUGCCAGGAUCAUGUGUCAGAUCCUCCACAGCACCAAAGUAAUGCCCCAGACCAUCGCUGAGUUCUGCUCACCAAGGCGGAGAACAUUUAUUAUGCAGCUCAACUGCUGUGUUAAUAGAAUGGCUGCACAAAAUUAGUUUAUAGCUGCAGCAUAUGAUUCUUUUUUUUUUUUUUUUUACAUUUUAAAUUAACACAAAGACAAUUCAGAAAAAUAUUCCUAUUACCAGUAGAUUCCUAUUUUUCUUUGGAAAUCUGCAAUCUAUCUAUCUAUCUAUCUAUCUAGAUAGAUAGAUAGAUAGAUAGAUAGAUAGAUAGAUAGAUAGAUAGAUUUAUUGAUAAAUUUAUUAGGAUAUUAUCAUCUUUGUAUAGCUUUAUAGCAUAUAUGUUACAGGAAAUAUAUAUACCAUUUCUUCAGGUGUUUAUCUUAGGAAACCCGUUGCCUUAAAAUUAUUAAGUAAAUAAUAAUUUACAAAAAAUAAGUUAAGUGAAUUUGACAAUUCACUUAACUUAUUUUUUAAAUUAUUAUUUACUUAAUAAUUUUAAGGCAAUGGGUUUCCUCAUUAAGUUAAGUCAACAUCACUUUUUACAGUGGUAUCCAAUUAUGUAUCUAGAAAUAUGGUAGUGGAUUUUUAAAAUUAUUUUAAUUAUUUUUAGUAUAUGGUUUUUUUCUUUCUUUUGUUAAUCCAGUUGUUUUUCUAUUUUGAUGAGUUAUUUGUAACUGAAGUGCAAAGUUGGUUAAUGUGGUUAAUAAAGAUUUC
Onychostoma macrolepis is the source of this 2364-nucleotide messenger RNA. RefSeq names its product E3 ubiquitin-protein ligase TRIM65-like. The transcript has 6 exons. The coding region runs from base 440 to 1582 and encodes 380 amino acids. Gene Ontology annotation, molecular function: zinc ion binding. Lineage: Eukaryota; Metazoa; Chordata; Actinopteri; Cypriniformes; Cyprinidae. The record is from RefSeq and is a predicted model, not a curated record.